AUGGCCUCUAACAGCACCACUUCCGGAGUGGGAAAGACCAUACUUGUCACUGGUGGCUCGGGAUUCGUCGCUGCUGAAGUCCUCACUGCUUUCCUUUCUCGUGGCUAUAACGUGAGGACAACUGUCCGAAACGAUGCUUCUGCCGACAAGAUCAAGAAGUCUCACAGCAAAUACAUCAACCAGCUCUCCUUCGCCAUUGUCAAGGAUAUUCAGAUCCCAGGCGGGCACGAUGAGGCAGUGAAAGGAGUAGAUGGAGUUAUCCACACUGCUUCUCCAUUCCUGCUUCAAGUCGAGGACAAUGAGCGGGAUCUUCUUCUGCCAGCGAUUAAAGGCACCACAGAGGUUCUGGCCUCUGUCCAGAAGAACGCUCCCAACGUCAAGCGCGUUGUCAUUACCUCCUCUUUCGCAUCCGUUGUAGAUAUUCCCAAGGGCACUCGCUCAGGGUACGUCUACAACGAGAAGGACUGGAACCCUUGCCCUUAUGAAGUGGCUGCCAACAAAGACUCACCUGGCGCCGUCUCUUAUUGCGCAUCCAAGGCCUUUGCCGAGAAGGCAGCCUAUGAUUACGUUAAAGAACACAAACCACAAUUCGAGAUUACCACUUUGUGCCCACCUAUGGUUUACGGCCCCAGCGGCUCUGUCGUCACCAGCCUUGACAAUCUCAACACGUCUGCCGCAGAUAUCUACCGUCUCAUUAAUGGCAGCUGCAAAGAAGUCCCCGAGACUAGCUUCUACGGCUGGGUUGAUGUCCGUGACUUGGGUGAUAUCCAUGCCCGUGCUUUUGAGAGUCCAAAAGCUGCCGGACAAAGAUAUGUCACUGCCUCUUCUGGCUACACUUACCAGCAAAUCUGCGAUAUCAUCCGGAAAGACUUUCCGGAGAAGAGGCAUUUGGUCCCGGAAGGAACACCGAAUGCUCCUUACCCUGAUGUCUACAAGAUUGAUAACAGCAAGGUCAAGAAGGAGCUUGGGGUUGAGUUCAAGACAUUGGAGACUAGUAUUCAUGAUAUGGUUGCUCAGUUUAUUGAGAUUGAGAAGGCUACUGGCAAGGCCUGA
This is a messenger RNA of Lachnellula hyalina, 1053 nucleotides long. RefSeq lists its product as uncharacterized. Gene Ontology annotation, molecular function: oxidoreductase activity, acting on the CH-OH group of donors, NAD or NADP as acceptor. The record is from RefSeq and is a predicted model, not a curated record. Bases 1 to 1053 code for a protein of 350 amino acids. Lineage: Eukaryota; Fungi; Ascomycota; Leotiomycetes; Helotiales; Lachnaceae. The transcript has 2 exons.